AUGCCUCAAAUGGGCACUUUUCCGAUGGUACCUCAUAUGGUGAACUUCGUCGCUACUACCUCCGCCGUCUGUUUUCUCGCCCUCGUUUUAGUCGGGUUACGAAUUUAUACCCGUAUUAUCAUGAGGGCCGGUGUUGGUUGGGAUGAUUGGUUUAUCAUGGUAUCUAUGGCUUUAUGCAUAGGUCUUUUGGCAGUUGAAGGCAUCCUCUGUACUUCAGGGAUUGGAUAUCAUGUCGACGAAGUUCGUGGAAACGAAGUAUUUUUGAUCCAGAUGAUUACCGUCCACGACUUGAUCUUUGUCUUUGCGACUUUAAUGAACGAGUUCAGCAUCUUGUCUUUCUACGAACGUGUCUUCUCGACAAGCAGGAAGCUGCGUAUAAUAAGCAGAAUUUUUAAUGGUUUCUUCGUUAUUUGGGCAAUUGUCAGCAUUACAGAGCUAUUCGUAGUCUGUCAUCCGGAUCUGAGCUCCGAAGGAGAUUCUUGCAAGAGAGGGACAGUGUUGGGAGAAUCGUCGGCACUCACAGUUGUGGGAGAUGUCGUCGUACUCAUACUACCAUUGCCUUCCAUCUGGAAAUUGAAUGCGAAACUACAUACCAAAGUCAAGAUCACCGCGUUAUUGCUGCUCGGAGUUUUCACACUGGCCAUAGCAAUUCUUCGAUACACUUCUGUGCUUCGCCAGGAUUCUAACGAUGUCGACUUUACCAUGAGAACUCAGGACUCUCUUGGAUGGGCAGGUCUCGAACCGAAUCUUGGAAUCUUUUGCGCCAGCCUACCCAUGGUUCAGAAUCUCUUCGCUGAUUGGAAGGAAAGGCUCACGCGCCGCCUUAAACCUAUGAUGAACCCGUUAAGAAAUAACUCCGGUCGAGAAACUAGAACCGUCCGCGGUGGUACGCAAGGGGCUUCCACGCCGUUAGGAGAUAGAAGUGCUCAAUACUCAUGGUAUAUCUCAUCGGGAGGCGAUAGUGUUUAG
Hypoxylon trugodes is the source of this 969-nucleotide messenger RNA. RefSeq lists its product as uncharacterized. Lineage: Eukaryota; Fungi; Ascomycota; Sordariomycetes; Xylariales; Hypoxylaceae. The record is from RefSeq and is a predicted model, not a curated record. Bases 1 to 969 code for a protein of 322 amino acids. The transcript has 4 exons.